Messenger RNA from Styela clava, 786 nucleotides. The record is from RefSeq and is a predicted model, not a curated record. Lineage: Eukaryota; Metazoa; Chordata; Ascidiacea; Stolidobranchia; Styelidae.
AGAAAUUUAUUGCAUAAUUUUAAUAGGAACUUACAACUUAGUACUGAGAAAAACGCCUAGACUGAAAUAGUACUCUGGAAAGGAAAAUCUCCAUGGAUGGAGAAAGAUCGGCGGGAAGAUGUCUUCGCAGAAAUAGCUGAGAAGUUCCCAAUGAAAGAAUUUAAAAAAUUUGCUAGAUGUGGGAUUGGUCUCGUACUCAACUUUAAUGACGUCGAAUCGAUUAUUGCGAGCUACAGCGAAUCUGAAGAUGAACAAAAAGUUCAAAUUCUUCGUCUUUGGGCAGAGAAAAACGGAACAAGAGCCACAAAUGAAAACCUAAGACAAGUCGUUACUAACUACUUCAAGUUGAAAAAAUCUUAUAUACCAGGCGAAAGACUUGAAGACGUCUUUCAAGAAGUGGUAGAAAUAUUUCCAAAUUUCGGACAAUUUAAAAAGUUUGCUAUAUCUAAGCGUGGCCUUUUACUAGAUGAUAAUGAAGUUCGUUUAAUUGCCGAAUCCAACAAAUCAUCUGAAGACAAAUGCUUGGAAAUGCUGCAAGUUUGGAAACUAAAAACCGAUUUUUCCGAAGAGUCCAAUUUAUCGAGAACAAUCCAAAUCCAAAAAUUGGUUGAUGAAUAUUUUUCCAAAGAAGACGAAUUUGCACCCAGAGGUGCCGAAGGCUCAACCCAAGCACCUACCAGUCAACGAAGGCCACAAAAUGAUCAGAGCCAAGACACCAAUGACGACACUAGAAAGCAGUCUGGUACAAGAUACGAGACAAGUAAUACUUAUUGUGAUUAAUUUCUA